AUGCGUGAAUCAGAUCUUAUUUCUAGGAUGGCGAAGCACGACAAACCGAAACCGAAUCAAAAGUAUUUUUAUUUUACAUUUAUGUUGAACUUUCCUCCCGCUCAAAAAAAGCCUUGAAACGGUAUGGGAACUAGUCCGCUUAGACGGAAUGAAAUCUUUUCGCAUCUGAAACAGUUUCAAAAAAAAAAGUAUAAUGACAAGAAGAAAUUUGGACCAUUCCAUUAGUCACAGUAAUAUUGGAUUUUUAGAAAAACCAAGAAAACGAGGCGCGAAAAGAAGGUCGAAGCCGCUCCUAACGACGUAUUUUUUUUGAAUCUUCCAGAUAGUUUACUUUUCACCUUCCAAAAGUAUAUUCAAACUGCCGAAAUGGAUUUUCUAACGAAAUUUCACAAGAGAAUGUUAUUUGUGAUCGGCUCUCGGCAACGCAAAACGGACGAGCCCCAGACGUUUCUGAGCUUUUGUAGUGAACACUUAAGAGGGCAGAAGCCGCUGAAGGGACCACUCUGAAACGUCCGUUUUGUGCUACCGAGGUCCGAGCUCUCAGAAAUCCUUGUCUUGAUGUCUCCAGAGCCAGCUUGAUGGAAAUAUCGGAGCGAGGAGCUCUUCUUGGUGUUAUUUUUGGUCAUUGGUUCUUAGUUUUUCAAAGUUUCAAUACCAAGCGUUUUUUGGAAAGAUAAAUUAAAAUUGUAAACUUCACGCUUUUUUAUUAUUUCCAUGAUUUUAGGACAAAUCCAUUAACAAAUCCAAUAAAACUAUUACGAGGACGGAAUGCUCAUCGAAAAAAGCGACUUCGAAGAAUCCAAAAAGAAAAGAAAAAGCAGGCGUCAAUUUCUCGAAAGUCCGGUUUCCUCUUGAGUCAAACCCUUAUCGCGUAUUUUACAGGAACCUUCUAUGCUCAUAAAUACUACAACCGAGUCGAGUUCGGCUCACCCUAAGCAGAAAAAAGUCGGAUUUCUUCUUUCCGUUUUUUAUAUAUUCAGACAUUUUCAGGCAUUGCCGGUGACACCCCGAUGGACUGGAGAAGCAGCGGCGAAAGCUUUCGUCGAAAAUAACAGCGGUGAGUUCUUGUGAGGAUAGUUAGCCCUUUCUCGACCGUGUUCAUCACCACAUGGUGCUCCGACAAGGACGAUUUCUCUUUUUUCCGAAGAGUACUGUAUGUGAAAGUCCGCAUUUGGCGUGUUUGCACACUCUGAGUGCUCCUGUUUCCGUGAAAAAAAAAACGUGUAAAUAGAAAACGUGGAGAUGGGACUCCUCAGAAUGUGCAAACACGCAAAAUACGGACUUUCACAUACAGUACUCUUCGGAAAAGGAGAACUUUUCGUUGUCGUCUUGCACGUAGUUUUACCGAGAUCAAUAGUUUUCGAAUCUUAUUUUAUCAGAGGAGGGGACUAUCGAGUAAUAAUAGAAAAAGUUCGGUGGUAUGAUCUGGUUAAAAGUUCCAGUGUGUCACAAAAUUUUGGUAUAAGUCAAGCAAAAAAUAAAACUUUAUUUCCGGCGUUCGUUUGUGAUAAGGAGAAAAAUAAAAAAGCUAAAAUUUCAGUGACAGUAAAAAUAAAAACAACUUUUUUGACAGAUUUGGUUGAAAGAUUCCUUAUUUGGAAGAAUAAUUGAAAGAAUAUGAAAACCGUACGCUUGUAGACAUCAAGGUCAUCCGAGCCGAGUUCGAUGCGAUGAUCGCGACGACGGAGUUGCUCGACUCCACCUACACGGCUUUCUCGGCCAACAUGAAGCGCAAUCGCAGCGAAGUUUCCUUAAAAGGCUGUACCGCCCUCUGAGCAAGCUUCCAGAACUUUCCCUGUUUGGAUAAGAACCGCGUAGUUUUGCAAAAGAGCAACGGUCAGCAGAACGACUACAUCAACGCCACUCUCAUGGAGAUACAGGUUCCAACUCAGAUGCGGUGGGAAAAAACUCGAAAAAUGAUCUCAGUUUCCUCGAAAAGUCAUCAUCGCACAAAUGCCGAUAUCUGGUGUCGAAGGCUGCGUCGAAGACUUUUGGCGGAUGAUUUAUCAGGUUCAGUCAUCCUUUCUUCUCUCGCUAAGUGGCUCUAGGAAGGCGUGGUGACGGUCCAUCUGAUGUGCAUGCCUUUUGAGAACGAGAAGAACUUUGCCGAGAUUUUCCCCCAAUCAACCGGAAACUUUGAGUACUACGGCACCAUGUUCGUCAACAACAGAAAGGUCCAAUAGUCUUUUUGAAAUAUAUUGAAGAACUCAAUUUUUUUAGUCGGAGCCCGGUAAGGAGGUCAAUGUCAAUACUCUGGAAGUGCUGCCGGACGGAUGCUCCCAUUCGGUCAUCGUCCAGGUUUUCUUUCUGACCGGUGAAAAUCCGAGAUUGUUUUAAAAUGGGUCUUUCUCCUCCCGAGGAAAUCUGUGAGGCAAACUUGGUCCAAACUCCGUUGGCAGGUGGUUCUGGGGUAAAUUGAUCAAAAACAGAAGAAAUGAUCCGCUAAGCGCCUCAGGGAACGAAGUAAAAGCCAGUUAUAAAUUUACAGAAAACGGCGAAAACUGCUUUUCUUUAGAUUUUCAGGUUCAAGAAUAAAUUUCUCUUUGUGUUCUUAUUGUUAGCGGAACGAGAAAAUACUUAUAUAUGAUAGACUUGAAAAAAAAAGUCUCCAUUUAUUUGUUUUAGAUGAAUCAACACCUUCUUUGGAAAGCCGAAAUGGGUCCUAACACGCUAGCCGCUCUCAACCGCGCCGCGCAUCAGCUCUACACUGAGAAAGAGGUCAGAAACGAGCAGAAAGAGAACUUUCUAGUAGAUUUCUGAAGGCGUAUGCUGUGUAUAGCGUAGUUCCUUCAACUAAAUUUUGUUUUGAAGUUUAGAUAAUUGAGGCUUUAUUUUUCUAGGGUUCUUGAACUUGAUGGCCUGAGUUUUUAAUGCAGUAUAGUCCGUCCGCCGCGACUUGACAGUUUUCACGUGUCUGCGUCUCUCUGUUCCCUCAUCGGAGAGGUCAGAGAAACAUGGAAAUAGCACAUAAACAGGAGAGAGACGUCGAGAGAUGAGGAGGGCGCAGAGAAGUCCCGCCCUUUCAAGUCGCGAAAAACGGAUUAUAUAUGCAAUUUUUCUUGAAAAACUUUGGAAGAAAAAAAACAACGGGGGGUUGUUUUUUUGAUUUUUCGAGACUGUAUAUGUACUUUAGACCGAGAAUAUGAUUAACGUCAGAAAAAACUCAUUACAAAAGACUUUUCCAGAAAUAUUUUUGUUGGCAAUUGGAACUAAUAUUAGUUUUAUUUGUACUUUUCCUCCACUGCCGCAGAAUUGUGCGAGAAUAAAUGAAUUGGAUUAAUUAAUUCAAAACUUUCAAAUUUCGCGCUUCUAUGUUCCUUUGCUAUGUGCUUCUACUCCGCAGUACUGAACAAAAAAAAAAUAAGAUGGGUACUUCUCAUCUCGCGAAGUUCCAUGCAACUUUCGGACUAAAUCUUUCCUUUCAAAACUUUUUUGUUUUUCACAGACUGGUCCAGUCUGCCUAGUAAGUCUUCUGGGCGCCGGCCGGGCCGGAACGCUGCUCGCGACGGCUGUCGCAAUGUACCAAAUUUCCCAGGGCAUCGAGCCAAAGGUUUCUUUUCUCCUUUUCCUUCUUCUUGAACCCCUUUAGAUCAAAGAAAUAAUGGAUUCUCUCAAAAAACAACGACCGGGCAUCUUGGAAAACCUCGUGCAGUACAUUAGCAUAUAUACGUCGCUUUUCAAGUACAUUAGGGUGACUUCAAUCAUUUUUCCUAUCAUUUGAAUCGAGUUCAGAAGAAAACACAGGAUCGCAAGUUGCACGAAAAAAUGGACGUAUUCUUGAAAGUUCUUGCUGAGUCGGUCCAACGCGGAAGCAUUCUUUUCACCUUAAACGGAUGA
Messenger RNA from Caenorhabditis auriculariae, 3837 nucleotides. The record is from the annotation of a GenBank genome assembly. NCBI's taxonomy places the organism in Eukaryota, Metazoa, Nematoda, Chromadorea, Rhabditida, Rhabditidae.